UCAACCUCAUCACCAUCAUCAUCAUCAUCAUCUCCACGUCUGAUUGAAUUCAAAAAAGGGGAAAAACGGUCGCGUGGGUGUGCGCGUUUUCUUGUUCUUGCACUGGCGGCUGGUUUCGAGGAUGGCCGAGAGCGAGGCAGAUACGCCGAGCACGCCGAUUGAGUUUGAGAGCAAAUACUUCGAGUUUGAUGGAGUGCGGCUGCCGCCCUUCUGCAGAGGGAAGAUGGAGGAGAUCGCCAACUUCUCCCUCAGAAGUAGCGACAUAUGGAUCGUCACCUACCCGAAGUCAGGCACCAGUCUUCUUCAGGAGGUUGUGUAUCUCGUGAGUCAGGGAGCAGACCCAGAUGAAAUCGGCCUUAUGAACAUUGAUGAACAGCUGCCUGUCUUAGAAUACCCCCAACCUGGCCUGGACAUCAUACAGGAGCUGACAUCCCCUCGUCUGAUCAAAAGCCAUCUUCCCUAUCGAUUCCUCCCCACAGCCAUGCACAACGGAGAGGCCAAGGUGAUUUACAUGGCACGUAACCCUAAGGACCUGGUGGUGUCAUACUACCAGUUUCACCGCUCUCUCAGGACCAUGAGCUACCGGGGAACCUUCCAGGAGUUCUGCCGGCGCUUCAUGAAUGACAAGCUGGGAUAUGGUUCCUGGUUUGAACAUGUUCAGGAAUUUUGGGAACAUCGUAUGGACUCCAAUGUCCUCUUCUUGAAAUAUGAAGACAUGUACAAGGAUCUGGGGACGUUGGUGGAACAGUUAGCCCGGUUCCUGGGUGUUUCCUGUGACAAGGCUCAGCUAGAGGGCAUGGUGGAGAGCUGCAACCAGCUAAUUGAGCAGUGUUCCAACUCAGAGGCACUGUCCAUCUGCAGGGGUCGUGCUGGUCUGUGGAAGGAUGUCUUCACAGUGUCUAUGAAUGAAAAGUUUGACGCCGUAUACAGACAGAAGAUGGGCAAGUCCGACCUGACCUUUGACUUCUGCCUGUGAGGAGCACCUGACCCCGCCCUCACCCCGUACCGCCUCUGUACCCCCACUGAUCUACUGCAGUACAGUCGACACUUCCCACCACGCUCCCACGUCUCCAUUCAGUCAAUCAGUCUGAAGUUUAACAGUGCAGUCUGACAGUGGGAUCACACUACAAGACUUUUCCCAGAAUGCAAUCUGUCUAAAUAUGUUCAACCCAUCCUUGUGGACUGAUCAAAAUGAGUCCAGAUUUCUUAAGAAUUCACUGAAAUUUCUUGGUCAAUAGUUAAACCAAACCUCCCUCAGCCCCUACCUCCACAGUAUGUUCCCACUGCUGUGUAUGUACAUGUGUAUAUACUAACCAGGGUUUGACCGAUAUGGGAUUUUAAAGGCAGAUACCGAUACUCAACACCAAUACCGAUAAUGUCAAUAUUUACAUUAAAAUUCUCCUACAAUAUGGCCGCAUUCACAGCAGAGAUUCAGUAACAGGGAUUCAGGCUAUGUGCAGAUAUUAUAUGACUGAAAUACACGGACAAACCUGCCAGUUCAGCCAUUCAGUGUUUUCAUGUUAGGGUUGUCCCUCUUCCAGACGAAGUCCCUUUCCAUUUUUUGCAAAUCCAUGAAAAAUCUGUGUGUGAAAAUGAUUAGUUAGUGGAAAGUAUUGUCUAGGCACAUCUCAAGGCAAAAGUGUUUAUAUCUGUUCCAAGUGGUAACUUGGGGUAAAAAGCUGGCUGUGACAGGGUUGAGAUGUAAAAGCUGUUCAACUGGGGAUUAGUGGCAUUCAUUGUGUUGCAUUCAUUUGCUCACCUCUGAGGCUGACCCAGAACAUGCUAGAGGGUUAUAAAUCCUUCCUGACCUUGGACCCCCUUGGAGAGGCUUUAGGAAGUAGCCAUGGUCAUGGAUAUGAGCAACUUUGUUUAGUCUACUACUACUGUGACCAUGUUACAUGCUAAUGUAGGCUAAUGUACAAGUUCAUGAAGGUGGGGGCCGCAGGCUGGAAUUGAGCCUGCGGCUGCUGCAGGUGGGUCACAGCCUUUGUACACGGGGCGCCUGUUCUACCCACUGAGCCACCGGGCAUCCCAUUUUUAUGUUAUUAUUCGGCGGAAAUGUUGAAAGUUGGCGGCACAGUGGUGCAGUGGUUAGCAUUGUUGCCUCACAGCAAGAGGUUUCUUGGUUUGAGCCUGGGGUGGGAGAGCCCUUCUGUGGGGUGUCUGCAUGUUCUCCAACCUACGACUUCAGACUUGACUUGGGCUUAUCAGUCUUGACCCAGGACUUGAUUUAGGACUUGUCAGGCUUGACUUUGGACUGGACUUGGGAUUCGAUUCAGGACUUGCUUGUCUUGACAUGGAACUUGUCAGUCUUGAUUUGGAACUUGUCAGUCUUGACUUUGGGCCUUGACUUGGGACUUGAUUUUGGACUUGCCUGUCUUGACUUGGGGCUUGUCUCAAUGUCACAGAUCUGGUGUUUAUAUUCUAACUGAACAAACUGGAAAAACCUCUAAGACUCUUUGGCCAGACAGCACUAACAUCUGCCCUUAAUCUGCCACAUGUCGGUCUAACCCUGACACUGAGUGCAUUAGCAGUUGUCUUGAUGCAGCAGUGGCUCCAGGCCAAGUGGAUGCAUGAAAGGUAACUGUAAGAGGUGAAGCCAAACCUGUAGAGAAGAUGCCAAUCACGCCUAAAUCCAUCCAGCAGCUCACUGUCAAUGCUGGGACAUUGUUGUGUUAGAUCAUCUUUUUUUUUUUUUUUUGCUCAUAGUGUUGCAGGGUUUUCAGCCUCAUCACUGAUUGUCACUUAUAUGUGAGCUUCAUAUAUGUGUAUGGAUGUAUGUGAGUGUGUGUGUGUGUUAGAAAGAGAGGGAGAAGGAGCGAGGGAGUUCUGUCUUGUUAGUGCUCAGUUAUACGAACAGAAUGCAUCAGGGUUUCCAGACUGACUUAGACAUUAAAUUCAAGGAUUCAUCAAUGAUCUUUAGUGGUAUCAAAAAACAACAACAACAAUAACAACAACAAAAAGCAGGAUGUGACAGUGAGAAUAGCACCAGAAUUUUCUUCUCACUUUAAAACAAAAACCAUCAGAAUAAUUUGACAAUCACAUACAAAUUGGACAAGUAAUGGCUUUAAGGAGCAGCAUACUCAAUUCUCAACACAUUGCUUGAGAUUUUGUGACAACAUGAUGGCUACGUUAUCAGCAUUUGAGACACAAUCUGUUGUUGCACUGUAUUUACUGUGUAUAAUAAAAUAUAUAUACCCUGUGGUGGUAAAAAUGAGCAGCUGCUGCUCAGUUGCAGAUGCAGCUGUGCCAGACACUGUAGAUAAUAUAUAAUGUACUGUCCCCCAGUUAUAAAGGCAGAUUUCAAACCCUCAUCUUCAAUGUUUAAGGUCCUUGCAGAUACAAUUUAAGGUUAGGGGCCUAUACGUGAUUUUUAUGCCUCUGCAUCAGUGACGGCCGUGACACUAUGUUUCGGGUUGUCCGUAGUGUUUGUCUGCCCCGUCCUUGUGAACAAGAUAUCUCAAGAAUGCCUCAAAGACAUUUCUUCAAAUUUAAGACAAAUGUCCACUUGGACUCAGUGAUGAACUGACUAAUUUUUGGUGGGCAUAGGUCAGUUAUCAAGGUCACUGUGACCUUGUCUGUCUCAAUCUUGUGAAUGUGUUAUCUCAAGAAAGCCUUGAGGGAAUUUGUUCAAAUUGGGCAAGAAGAUGGACUUGGAUUUUGAAUGUCUGAUUAGAUUUUGGUGGUCAAGACUCAAAGGUCAAGGUUGCUGUGAACUUGCAUCCAUCUCUUUAUUGUGAACACAAUAUCUUGAGAGCUUGAGGAAAUUUCCUUGAAUUUGGCACAAACGUUCAUUUGGAAGUGAUUCGAUUUUGGAAGUCGAAGGUCAAGGUCUGUGCGACCUCAUCUGUCUCAUUCUUGUGAACAUGAACCCUCAAGUACAACUUGAGGGAAUUUCUUCAAAUUUGGCAAAAAACAUUCACUUGGACUCAAGCAUGAAUUGAUUGGAUUUUGGUGGUUAAAGGUCAAGGUCAUUGUGACCGUGUCUGUCUCAUUCUUGUGAAUAUGAUAUCUCAAGAACACCUUAAGCUAAUUUCUUUAGAUGUUUCAGACUAUCGACUGAAGAAUAAACUGAUUAGAUUUUUGUGGUUGAAGGUUAAAGGUCAAGGUCAGUGUGACUUCAAAUAAUGUGUUUUUGGCCAUAACUCAAGAAUUCACAUGGUAAUUUUGACAAAACUUCACACAAAUAUCUAAUAGGAUAAAUUAAUGAAGUAAUAAUAUUUUAUAUCCAAAAGACCAAAGGUCAGCUUCACUGUUACAUCAUAAUAUUCCAUAUAAAACAUUUUUCAGGGCAUUAUUUAAUGUCAUAUCUCAGGAACGGAAGGGGAGACAUUUGGUCAGAUACUGAAUUGGUGACCCUAAUCCUGGGUGUGGGGUUUGGGCAGAGGUUUAAAUCUCUAAUGGUGUGUUCACAUCGAAUGUGAUGCAAAGUUGCACGCUGCAUUACUUGGUCUGUUCAUGUUUUUGCAUUGACUUGGGAUCAGGCUCAUUGACUCGGAUUCAGUGUGAACACACCAUAAGCCAGAUCACACAUCUGAUUACAAUCUGUCUUCUGGCUACAUCCACAUGAGGGUUAGCCCUACAUCAGUCCAGAGGGGGUAAUAAUGCCCCUGAAGCUGUUUGAUAACAGCUAAAACACACUAGAACAAGAGAAACUUUACAUCACAACAACAGUUUAAUUGGGUAGCUAAUAACGCCUUCACAGGCUCUAACUCACCAUUCAGGGGUCGUACUGAUCAGGAAUCCAACCGUAAAGUAGCAUGCCACUGUCUGUAUGUGGUUUGAAUUGAUAGAGCCAUUUUCUUCCUCUGUCACUUUGCAUGUGACAGAAAGAAAAUGGCUAAUUUCAGUGUAAUAUCAGUGUCACCUCAGCUGCUGUUAUCUUGAGGGCAGACCCUGUACAAGAGACCAUUUACUGACAUUGUUACACUUGGGAGGAAUAAACAUUUAGUAUGCAUCAGAUGGAUGUAUUUACACCUAUUAAACAUCUCAGAUGUCAAUCCAUCUCUAAUGCUUUUUGGAUGCAUUUACACUUGGCUUUUUAGCUAUCAGAUAGCUAUCUAAUCCACACACUCUUUUCCUGUGUGAAUCAUAUUACCACUGAUGGGUGAACAGCGUCCUUUCUCUCUCUUUCUCUCUGUUUUCUCAGAAAAGUCAGGUUUUGGCUGCAGGAGAGGAGAGAGCAGAGUAUUAACCCAUAACCAGCAUUAACUAUGUUUUGUAUUCUGCAACUCACUGUAGUGUCACGACAGCAGCAGUAUCUGGAAUCAGACUAUUAACCUGAGGCAUCACUUACAACCGGUCCAGCACCUCUUCCACAGUUGUCACAGCAAUUUCCAGUCCAGCAGACCAGUCCCUGCGCUUUACCAGACACUUGUGAAUGUCUUUAUUGUGUGGAUGCAAACAACAACCUCGGCACUCUGGUCCCGCCGCCUCUUUUACGGCUGCUCAUUCUUUCCUCCCAUUGUUCUUUCUUCUCUCUGUCACUCUGUUUACAGCCGUUGGCAAGGCUUCAGCUGCCCAUCUCCACUUUUAUGGUUUGUUUGGGUUUUUAUACAUGCCUGUCUCUGUUUCCUGGGCAUCUUGCGUUGUAUUUUACAUGCUUUGCUUGCUGGUUUAUUAAUAAAGUUGUGUCUUCAGGCAAUA
Epinephelus moara (kelp grouper) is the source of this 5646-nucleotide messenger RNA. RefSeq names its product sulfotransferase family 4A, member 1 (gene sult4a1). The coding region runs from base 122 to 976 and encodes 284 amino acids. The record is from RefSeq and is a predicted model, not a curated record. Lineage: Eukaryota; Metazoa; Chordata; Actinopteri; Perciformes; Serranidae. Gene Ontology annotation, molecular function: sulfotransferase activity. Gene Ontology annotation, cellular component: cytoplasm. Gene Ontology annotation, biological process: sulfation. The transcript is spliced from 7 exons.